CGUGGCUACAGGUUUAUUGCUGGUUGCAAGUGGUUGCCUAUCCAUCUUACACCUAUAACGCUACAAUCUGCUGUUCGCGCCUUUGGGAAAUAAUUGAACGUUGUCCUUAGCGCUUACGGCCCAACAGUUCAAGUCAUCGGCAUAUCGGCAUCCCGUUCUUUCCGACCGUCAGAUUAUAUACUACUAGUGUCGCAGGACCCUCAGUUUGUAGCAUUCCGACCACACCUGAGGGAAUAUUUGCAACAGAGUCGCGCAAUCAUGGACAUACCUCUUACCACUCCCGAAGUACCGCCACAAUUCCUCAAGUCGGCGUUUCUCGUCGGACACAUCCCCCAGCGCACUCUGGCAGCUGAACCGCGCGUGUCCUACACUCUCUACAUCCCUCCCACACAUUACAAUCCAGACCCCAACGGCGCCUCUCAAGAAAGCCCUUAUGACAAACCCAAGCUUUCCUUGCUAGUCAAUAUUCAUGGUACCAGCCGCAACAGCUCCAUCCGACCUGAGCAGGCCUCCUUUGCGGAAUCCACUCCCUGUGCCAUUCUUGCCCCGCUUUUCCCCGCGAACAUCGAUGGGCCCAAUGAUCUCGACUCAUACAAGGUGCUGCGUUCAGCGACAUUGCGCUCUGAUCUUGCGCUUCUGGCAAUUCUAGAUGAGGUGGCCACUGUAUGGCCUGGCAUUUACACAGAGAAGGUCUUCUUAGCGGGGUUUUCUGGUGGAGGGCAAUUUGCGCAUCGGUUUCUCUACGUGCACCCGGAGCGAUUAGCGGCCGUGAGCGUCGGUGCGCCGGGAAAGGUGACAAUGCUUGAUGAGCAACGGGCAUGGCCGAGUGGGAUUGCUAAUUUCCAGGAGGUGUUCGGUAAAGGGCUAGACAAGGAUAUGAUGAGAAAUGUGCAGAUUCAGCUUGUCAUUGGAAGUGAAGACGUGAAGGUCCAUGGAGGAAAGGAGUUCUCGGAGUGGGCGAAGAAAGUGAUGGCCCAACGAAUGGCUAUGGAAAAGGCAUCCGAGAAGGACAGUGGCAAAGAGAAGAUGGGAAAGCGGGAGGUGGUGAUGAUGGACCAGGGACGAUCGCAGUCGCUACAGCAGUUGCAGAGCAGCUGGCAGGUAGACGGUAUUGAGGCCCAGUUAGACGUGGUGGAUGGAGUAGCACAUAGCUCGUUAGGAGUGCAGGAGUGUGUAUUGAGCUAUCUGCAGCCACUGAUGCAAAAGCGCGGCUGAAGCUGGAUGGCAAAAUGGAAUUACCAAUGUAAAAGGUGGGAUAUUACCG
Molecule: messenger RNA, 1264 nt
Organism: Aspergillus vadensis CBS 113365
Lineage: Eukaryota; Fungi; Ascomycota; Eurotiomycetes; Eurotiales; Aspergillaceae
Product: poly hydrolase
Exons: 1
Coding region: 259-1215 (318 amino acids)
Source: RefSeq, a predicted model, not a curated record